CAGCAGCCACACCAGCAGCUUCUACAUUUUUGCGAUUCGAAGCAUCCCUUGGUUUUCAUUCUAGACUACAGAGGUGGAGCUACUUGUUGUGGGUGCCAACAAUCAAUUUAUGGUCCUAGCUACUGGUGUCCAAGAGAUGAAUGCCCGGGAUACUUUCAUCAUAAAUCAUGUGCAGAACUGCCCCUUGGGUUGCACAAUCCCUUGCACCCAAUCCAUCUUCUUGUUCUCUCUCCCAAAUAGACAGAUUAUGGCAAAGACAUACAAUUUAGCAAUUGCGUAUUGUGCAAAAAAAAUAAAGAUGAAUACACUUAUCGGUGUUUCAGUUGCGACUUCAACCUUCACAUUACAUGCGCUGCUGUACCACUCAUCAUGGAAGCUGAAUUCCAUGACCACCCAUUGAUUCCCAUUUGGAAGUCGUUCACGUUCACUUGCGACAUUUGCGGCAAAGAAGGCAAAGGUAUGCCUUACAUGUGUCAACUAUACAGUUUCUGGGUUCAUGGAAGAUGUGCUUAUCAAUUCCCACGCAUGGUCAAAGUUGUGCGUCACAAGCACCUCCUCCACCUCACCCAUUCUUCUUUUGAAUUCCAUCAAUCCAACUCCCGAUUUUGUCAAAUCUGUGUUCAAAAGGUGGAUACACACUAUGGGCUUUACUAUUGCUCCAAAUGUGAUUUUGUUGCCCACCUUGAUUGUGCAAUGGAAAACAAGGAGAACAUAAACUUGCAAGAAUUUACAAAUGAGGAUGAAGUUUCAGAGCUCAAUGAAUCGGUUGACUCAACAACUUACAAAGUAAAAAAAUUCAAUAUGAGGGAGGAUGGAACUAAGAUAGCUACAAAAAUCAAACACUUCAAUCAUGAGCAUGACUUAAAGCUUACUAAUGAGAUUCUAAAUAACCAAAAAUGCGAUGGGUGUGUAAGAGCCAUUCUCCCUCCGUUUUAUAGUUGCGUAAAGUGCAACUUCUUUCUUCACGAAUCUUGUGCUAAUUUACCAAAAAAAAAGCGACAUCCACUUCAUCAACACCCACUAACCCUGCUCCCAAUGGAACCAAGUAUGCAUUUUGAGUGUCAUGCCUGUCAUCGUUUUUGCAAUGGCUUCACCUAUCAGUGUGAGAUAUGCUGGUUUAGUCUUGAUGUUCAAUGUAGUAUGAUCUCAGAAAUCCUUAUCCACCCAGGUCAUGAGCACCAACUUCUUCUCUCUAGCAUUCCAUUUGAACAAAAUUGCAGUUGUUGUGCUUCUUCCAUUUACCCAAUAUUCCGUUGUACCACUUGUGAUUUUGCUUUGGACUUUAGAUGUGCUACAAUGCCACAUUCUACAAGAUACAAACAACAUGAACAUCCCUUUGCUCUCAGUUAUAGAGUUGAAGAUGACUCUGGUGAAUAUUAUUGCGAUAUCUGUGAAGAAGAACGGCAAGACUCAAAGUAUUGGUUUUACUACUGUGAGGAUUGCAGUUAUCCUGCUCAUUUAGAUUGUAUUAUUGGGAAACACCCAAAUUACAAGUUUGGAGGUGCUUACAAAUUUGAACACCGUCACUCACACCCUCUUACUUUCAUUGAGGAAACUAAAGACUGCCCUCGAUGUAACAGAUGUAAUAGUUCUUGUGAAGAGUUAAUCUAUCAAUGUCCUCAGUGUAAUUUCUACAUCCACGAGGAUUGUUUAUAAAAAGGACAAAUGUGAUGUUAAUUUUUAUUUUAUGCUACAUGUAGUCCACAUAAGUUUUGGUGCGUGGAAUUCAUCAAAUGAAA
Messenger RNA from Quercus lobata, 1739 nucleotides. RefSeq lists its product as uncharacterized. Bases 370 to 1656 code for a protein of 428 amino acids. NCBI's taxonomy places the organism in Eukaryota, Viridiplantae, Streptophyta, Magnoliopsida, Fagales, Fagaceae. The transcript has a single exon. The record is from RefSeq and is a predicted model, not a curated record.